AAAAAAAAAAAAAAACAAAAAAAAAACAACAAACCAAAACCCAAAACUUGCUGAACUCGUUCCGGGAGGCGCCGGUCGCCGCGCACCGCUCCAUGCGGCGGCGGGGCCGGCGCUGAGCCCCGGGGCCGCGGAGCCAUGGCCAUGGUGGCCGGCGGCUGGGGCGAGCCCAACGGCGGCGGCGGCGGCGGCGGCGGCGGCGGGGAGGAGGCGGCGUCCCCGGCGGGCGGCGGCAGCGACGCGGAGCACGGCGAGGAGGAGCGGGCCGGGGCGGCGGUGGACUGCGUGGUGUGCGGGGACAAGUCCAGCGGGAAACACUACGGCGUCUUCACCUGCGAGGGCUGCAAGAGCUUCUUCAAGCGCAGCAUCCGCAGGAACCUCAGCUACACCUGCAGGUCCAACCGCGACUGCCAGAUCGACCAGCAUCACCGCAACCAAUGCCAGUACUGCCGCCUGAAGAAGUGCUUCCGCGUGGGCAUGAGGAAGGAAGCCGUGCAGCGGGGCCGGAUCCCCCCCACCCACUCCAGCACCAGCCCCAACACCAUGCCCAGCGGGGAAUACUUCAACGGGCAGCCGGUGUCGGAGCUCAUCUCGCAACUGCUGCGGGCUGAGCCGUACCCCGCCGCCCGCUACGGCUCCCAGUACGCCCAGCAGGGCAGCGUCAUGGGCAUCGACAACAUCUGCGAGCUGGCCGCCCGCCUCCUCUUCAGCACGGUGGAAUGGGCCCGGAAUAUCCCCUUCUUUCCCGAGCUGCCCGUCUCCGACCAAGUCGCCCUGCUGCGGCUCAGCUGGAGCGAGCUCUUCGUCCUCAACGCGGCGCAGUCGGCGCUGCCGCUGCACAUGGCCCCGCUGCUGGCCGCCGCCGGCUUCCACGCCUCCCCCAUGUCGGCCGACCGCGUCGUCUCCUUCAUGGACCAGAUCCGCAUCUUCCAGGAUCAGGUGGAGAAGCUCAACCGGCUCCAGGUGGACUCGGCCGAGUACAGCUGCCUCAAAGCCAUCGCGCUCUUCACGCCGGACGCCUGCGGCCUCUCGGACCCGGCGCAUGUGGAGAGCUUGCAGGAGAAGGCGCAGGUGGCCCUGACGGAGUACGUGCGGUCGCAGUACCCCUCGCAGCCCCAGCGGUUCGGCCGGCUCCUGCUGCGGCUGCCGGCUCUCCGGGCCGUGCCGGCCGCCCUCAUCUCCCAACUCUUCUUCAUGAGGCUGGUGGGGAAGACGCCCAUCGAAACACUAAUCAGGGACAUGCUGCUGUCUGGGAGCACCUUCAACUGGCCCUACGGGACGGGGCAGUAGGGGACAGAGCCUCUUCCCCACCCCGGGGACACCCCGGGGACACCCAGCAGCCGGACCCGCAUUCCCUCCAGCGCCCUGAGACGGUGCCAUCCCUGGGGAGCCCCGAACUGUGCCGCCCCCCGGGUCCCGCAGCGCUCUCGGAGCUCGUCCGCCUGCCGCUGCUCCCCUCCCCGCCCCCCCCCCACCCAAAAGCAGGGGGGUCAUGGCGGCGGCGGCGGCGUCCUCAACCCCAAGGUACGGGCUGUGCCACUGCUGUCGGACACCCAACUUUCGUACCCCCGGGAAGCGGAGCUGCCUGGACUCCCCCACCCUGCAUCCCCCAGGGACCUUGGAGCAUCCCCUGGGGCUGGUCCCUUGUUCUGCGCCCCCCCCCCCCCGCCCCCCCCAGCCCCCGUCGGAGCCGGGCUGGAGCCCUGGCGGGGGGGGGGGGACACACCGUCCUCUGGUUGCCCCUCCAAAUCUGAAUUUCAGAUGGCCGGAGGCUCGGACAGGAGGAAUGGGAGCGGGGGGGGCAGGGGGGCUGUGCAGAGCCAUCCUCUGGGGUGUCCUGCUGCGGGACCCCCUGCCUUUACCCACCCCCCCCCCCACCCCCCCCACUCCAAGUCCUGGCAAUGGUGGAAAAAGGGUCAUUUUAAAGCCCCUUUGUGCCCUGCCCAGGGGCUGCCGCGGCCGGGGCCGUAUCCAGCCUCCAGGACUGAAGUGCUGAGCUCGGAGCAGCCCCUUUUUUUUGGGGACCAGGCUCCUCCAUGCCUGGUCCUAGCCGCCACCCCCACAUCCCCCCCCCCCCCGGCACUUUCUGCUGAAGCGUCUCUGCUGUCGGGGCAAGGUGGGGGGGACGCAGGAGGAGAUGGCGGGGGGGACACCGGGGCCAUGCACCGCGCAGGGUGCAAACCAGACGGUCCUUUUUUUUGGGUGCUGCGCAGCACCCAGCCCCCUCCCCGCUGCCUCGCUUGGUGCUUUGACACCCCCCCACCCCCGGGGUCUGGAUCCAGCACCCCCAUGGGGGG
Chroicocephalus ridibundus (black-headed gull) is the source of this 2294-nucleotide messenger RNA. It is a transcript of the gene NR2F6, whose product is annotated as nuclear receptor subfamily 2 group F member 6. NCBI's taxonomy places the organism in Eukaryota, Metazoa, Chordata, Aves, Charadriiformes, Laridae. The transcript is spliced from 4 exons. The record is from RefSeq and is a predicted model, not a curated record. Gene Ontology annotation, molecular function: nuclear receptor activity; zinc ion binding; RNA polymerase II cis-regulatory region sequence-specific DNA binding. The coding region runs from base 136 to 1287 and encodes 383 amino acids. Gene Ontology annotation, biological process: negative regulation of transcription by RNA polymerase II; cell differentiation; anatomical structure development.